CUCUCUGUUUUAAAGCAGCUCACUCUAGGAGUUUGUUUCAGUCAAACCCACACCAUGGCGUCAGUGAAGGACCUGAUUCUGGCUGCUGCUCUUCUUGUUGCUGCCCUCGUUUCACUGACUGAGGGUAUCAUGGGAGGAGGAGAGGCAGCUCCUCACUCUCGGCCCUACAUGGCUUCCAUCCAGAAGCCCGAGGGCGAGAAGAUGAUCCAUGAAUGUGGAGGGUUUGUGGUGGCCGAUCAGUGGGUGAUGAGCGCAGCUCACUGUCUGUCAGAUGGAAUUAAUGGAAGAAAAAUAGUUCUGGGAGUCCAUUCUCUGAGUCAGGUUGAAGACACAAAGCAAACCUUUGACAUCUUGGAAGUUCACAACCAUCCCAGCUUCCAAAGUUAUAAUUUUGACAAUGACAUUGCUUUGAUUAAACUUGAUCGUACCUACAACUCCACCGAAGCUGUCCAAGCUGUGCAGUUCCUCAGAGCUGGAGGCUCCAACCCUGAGACUGAUGCAGAGGUGGAGACGGCUGGGUGGGGAUCCCAGGACAACCUGGGGACCAGACCUGACAAACUGCAGGAGUUGACCAUCGACGUAUUCAGCUCCAGGCGCUGCAAGCGCUCAGACUACUACGGCCGAAAGUUCACGGACAACAUGAUGUGUGCUUACAGAGUGUGUCAGGAUCCAUGUAACAAGCCGCACGAGAAGGAAGACAGCUGUGACGGUGAUUCUGGAGGUCCUCUACUCUACCAGGGAGUUGUAGUCGGUGUCACUUCCAAUGGUGGGAAGAAGUGUGGGCAGUUAAAGAAACCCGGAAUUUACACCAUCGUCUCCCGCUACACUGAGUGGAUCGACAGCAUCAUUGGUUCACAGCCCACUGCAGCACCACAGAGCACUUAAAUAAAGUUUCCCUCUUUCUCAUUUCAUCUCUAAACAUCUCUCCACUUUCAUUUUGCAUUUUCUUUACUGCUUUAAGUAGUGGUUUGAAAAAAAAAUCUGAUUCAGAUUCAGACUCAUAUUAUCACAAACUGUAUAAAAACAACUGCACCAGAAAAAUAUUGUAUAAAAUAAACUCUUUUUCACCAUUCUUAAUAAAGAAACACUGAUGGCACUCAGAAA
Messenger RNA from Cynoglossus semilaevis (tongue sole), 1104 nucleotides. It is a transcript of the gene cfd, whose product is annotated as complement factor D (adipsin). Gene Ontology annotation, biological process: proteolysis. The record is from RefSeq and is a predicted model, not a curated record. The transcript has 5 exons. NCBI's taxonomy places the organism in Eukaryota, Metazoa, Chordata, Actinopteri, Pleuronectiformes, Cynoglossidae. Gene Ontology annotation, molecular function: serine-type endopeptidase activity. The coding region runs from base 55 to 885 and encodes 276 amino acids.